Paramecium tetraurelia is the source of this 583-nucleotide messenger RNA. RefSeq lists its product as uncharacterized. The record is from RefSeq and is a predicted model, not a curated record. NCBI's taxonomy places the organism in Eukaryota, Ciliophora, Oligohymenophorea, Peniculida, Parameciidae. The transcript has 3 exons.
AUGAGUUGCUGUUCAUUGAUUGGAAGAGUCUUGUUGGUCAUCAUUUUCAUUGGUGCUGGAGUUGAUAAAUUCUUGUAACCACACGGUUCUGUUGGAUUGUUGAAUGCCAGAUACCCAGCCUUCUAUAAGACUUUGGAAACAAGUGCAAAAUAAUUCAAUGUUCCCCUUCCAGUUUAAAUUUCACCAACCUAAAUCAAGUAAAUAUCAUAAGAAAUUGUGUAUGGAGUUGGAGGUGCUGAAAUAAUAUUGGCUCUUUUUGUAAUUUUGAACUAAAGAUGGGCUGGAAAAUUGUUGUCUUUUUUGACUUUAUCAUUUGUUGCUGUAAUUCACAACCCAUUCAUUCACGGAACAACAUAAGAUGAAAAAUUAACAGAAUCCAUUCAAGGAUUAUGGACAUUAGGCAUUGCUGGUGCUUUAUUGAUCAUCGGUGCUUCAUCAGCCCAAACUUGCGCUGCCACAUCAUAAACAAAAGCAGAAAAACCAAAAUAAACAGCACCAGCCGCCCCCACUAAGAAAGCCAAGAGAAAUUGAGAAAUUUAAAUAAUAUAUAUGAUAAUAAGAGCAUUUCGAAUAUUUUUUUAAA